GAGAAGAGCAAUUAGCUUGGGAAAAUGGCAGAAGCGGUUUUCCGUGCCCCAAAGAGGAAGAGAAAAGUAUAUGAGCAUUAUGAGUCUCCAUUUCCGAUCCCUUUCGGUCAGGACCACAUUCCUAAGAAAGAAUUCCAAGUGUACCAUGCUGAAAUGAUGGACAACAAUGUAAUUGUGAGGAAUGCAGAGGCUAUUGAGCAGCUGUAUGGGAAGGGUUAUUUUGGAAAAGGUAUUCUGUCAAGAAGCCGUCCAAACUUCACAAUUUCAGAUCCUAAGCUGGUUGCUAAAUGGAAAGGUAAACUUGUACAUCAUUCAGUUCUUGUGGCAAAGUAUCAUUUCCUUUCAUUUUUGAUCUUAUACCUCAGGUUACAUAGUAAAAUUCUAGAGGAAGAGUAACAUGCUCACUGGCACCA
This is a messenger RNA of Trichechus manatus latirostris (Florida manatee), 413 nucleotides long. Its product is annotated as tRNA-splicing endonuclease subunit Sen2-like. Gene Ontology annotation, cellular component: tRNA-intron endonuclease complex. The transcript has 2 exons. Gene Ontology annotation, biological process: tRNA splicing, via endonucleolytic cleavage and ligation; tRNA-type intron splice site recognition and cleavage. Lineage: Eukaryota; Metazoa; Chordata; Mammalia; Sirenia; Trichechidae. Gene Ontology annotation, molecular function: tRNA-intron lyase activity. The record is from RefSeq and is a predicted model, not a curated record. The coding region runs from base 25 to 396 and encodes 123 amino acids.